ACUUCCGCCCGAUGAUCACGUCGAUUGCACGCGCCGUCAUGUCCUUUGACGGAGAUCGCGAGCGUUGCGGGGCCGCCGCGCGCCCACGGACCGAGCCGGUAUGCUGGCGCUCGGGUGCAGGUGUUCGCGGACACGGGCGCUGCUGAGGGAGGGCCCCGGGGUGCGGUUCUCGGUCGGAGAAGCCGCCCAAGCGCCCGGCGACGACGACCGGCUGCCCGUCAUUCGCAUUCCUCAGAGGAUGCGGCUGCAGGAGAAGUUGGGACGGCCAGGGAGCGAGGCAACGGCGGUCAGGCUGGCUAGGCCCGGGCGCCUGCUCAUUGUGGGCAAGCGGCCUCAGCUGAACCAGCACGCCGGCCACACCUUCGGCAAGUUCGACCAGGUGCCCCUGGUCUCCAAGGGCUGGAAGCACAGGAAAGCGGCCGGGGAUUAUUUUGUCAUCAACAACACCCGCACCCAGCCGCCCGUCCUGCCGGAGGAGGAGGCGGCCGAGGUCAGGGGAAAGGUGCGGAGCUUCAGUUCGCUAGGGCUGUGUCAGGAGCUUUUGGACGCCCUGAGCACGAUGGGCAUCUCCCGCCCCACCAUGGUGCAGGCUCAUACUAUUGCGGCCCUGAUGAGAAGGAAUAACGUGCUGUGUGCCGCCGAAACCGGCAGCGGCAAGACUCUGAGCUACCUGCUGCCUUUAAUGCACACCUUAAUCUCCGACAGGGCCGAGACUGAGGCCGACUGUGACGGGCCGCGUGGACUGGUGCUCGUCCCGUCCCGGGAGCUGGCCGACCAGGUUCUGGAAGUGGCUCGAUCACUGGCGAACAACCUGAACCUCAACGUGCACACGAUUGGGGGAGGCCGUGGGAUUGGCAGCGUGAAACUGAUCUUAUCCCAGGGACCGAUCGACCUCCUGAUAUCCACACCUGGAAUCCUGUGGAAGGCCUUGAAAAGAGACCUUGUCAGCCUUUUUGACUUGACCUACCUCGUACUGGAUGAGGCGGACACUCUGUUUGAUGAAAGCUUUGUGGGUUUACUGGAGGACAUACUCCACCAGACUCAAAUUGCUUCAAAUGUCUCAGAAACGCAUGGGGUGGAAAGAAAAGCUCAGUUGGUGGUGACUGGGGCGACAUUCCCAGGUGGUGUGGGGAAACUUCUCAGCAAAGUCACUGAUUUGGGCAGCAUUGCCACCAUAAAGAGCAAGGGGCUUCAUUACCUUAUGCCACAUGUGAGGCAGAAAUUUAUGAAGGUGAAGCGGACUGAUAAACUGUCUGACUUCCUACAAAUGUUGAAGGAGCUGAUUGCAGAAAAGCCUGGCAUUGGAAUUCUUGUGUUUUGCAACAGUGCAGCAACAGUUAAUUGGCUUGGUUAUGUUUUGGAGGACCAUGCUAUCAAACAUGCCCGGCUGCAGGGAAAUAUGCAGGCUGAAAAGCGAAGUGGCAUCUUUAGUACUUUUCAGCAGGGUCUGAUAGAUGUACUGCUUUGCACAGACAUUGCAUCCAGGGGAUUGGACACUCAGAGGGUGGAAAUUGUAAUUAAUUAUGAUUUCCCACCAACGCUGUGUGAUUAUAUCCAUCGAGCUGGGCGGGUGGGACGUGUUGGGAGCAAGGUUUUAGGUACUGUCAUUAGUUUUGUUACACAUCCCUGGGACGUUGAACUGGUGCAGAAAAUUGAAACGUCAGCACGCCAGAAAGUGAUGCUCCCUGGUUUGGAAUCAAAAAUCAGCAAAUCUGAGAGUAAAAAUGUACCAGAUUUAUGAAAAUUAAGGUCUUUACACUGACAGAUUCAAGUGAUGACUGUACCAAUGUUUGUAAGUUUGGUUUUUUGAAGUAUGCUGCUUAAGUUGUUUAUAAAAAUAAACUGUAAUUCUUGAAGGAGUUGAGGCAGUGCUUCACUUCAGAAAGUAAGAAAACAUACUCUUUAAGAGCAUAAGUCAUGUCCUGAAGGUGCAAUGCUUUUAAAUAAGAUGUUAAUGAUUGGAGUCGGGGUGGGGGUGGGGUGGUGUUGAUACUGCCCUGUCAGUUGAGGCAUAAUCGGAUCCAUAACAAUUUUAAAGAUGAUCAGAGACGUCUGCAGGUAUCCUGAUCAAUAUUGCCUUCCAGUAUUGUCAUUAUCACAUUGCCUUUUGAGUUAGUUUGUUGUGCAUAAAUUGGUUAUAAAAUAUUUCGUGAAAUAUUAAAGCAAAAAAAGCUACUGUUUAAACAACUGUAUUUUUUUCUCAAUACUCGGUCAGAUUAGUAUCUUGGUACCGGGGUCAAUGACCAGUGAACAAGUCGGUCAGAGGCAGAACCUGGAUUCUGCAUUCUGUUUCCAAUACCUCACUAUUGGAAACGUCCUCUCAGUCACCACUCUAUUUAGGCCUUUUAAUAUUUGAUAUGUUUCAAUUCUUUCCAGACUCCAACAAGUACAGGCCUAGAGCCAUCAAAUGCUCCUCAUAUGUUAACCCUUUCAUUCCCGACGUUCUUCUAGUGAACCUCCUCUGGAUCCUCUCCGGACACCAGCACAUUCUUUCUUAGAUUAGGGGCACAAAACUGCUCACAAUACUCCAUAUGCGGUCUGACCAACGCCUUAUAAAGCCUCAGCAUUACAUCCUUGCUUUUAUAUUCUAGGCUCAACCUGCGAGUUAACCUUUAGGGAAUCCUCUACCUGGACUCCAUUGACCCUUUGCACCUCUGAUUUCUGAAAUUGAUCCUCAUUCAGAAAAUAGUCUACAACUUAAUUCUUCCCUCAAAGUACAUGACUGUACAUUUCCCUACGUAAUCUAUAAGCAGCCCUGCAUUAUCAGAAGCCUUUUUAAUAGGCCCAUUAAUUUUCUUUGGAGCUUUAUUAUUUGCACCCAAGUAUUAAGCAUUCCUGUUAAUUUUAAAGAUUGAGGUUAGCUUAAUUUGUCACAUGUACAUUGAAACAUAUACAAUACAAGCUCCUUACAGAUAGUGGCAGGAAUUGAACCCAGGUCAGUGAUUGUUGGCACUGUAAGUGUAAUAACUGCUACACUACUGCGUUGAUGUUUAACAAUCUGCCAACAUUAGCUAUUGCUUAUUACAUAAUUACUUUUUUUGUACUUCAGUCCUGGUACAGCUGCAUUUCAUUUAUUAAGCAUUUUUAUAAGUAAUUUUUUAAUUGCAGAAGCUGGUGUUUUGGAAUAACUGUGAAAGCUUUUAUCAUCUGCCCCAUUGUGGCUUGAUGUAAAAUGUUAAUAAAGCUCCAGCCAGGUGCUUGUUUUGCCAUGUUUAAAAACCUGCUAUAAAAGCCAGUUGUAUUUGGCUAUGUUUGAGUUAAAGAGGAAUUACAGAGUCUAAAAAAUCAACUGUAUUUACAUUUAUAAACCAUAACAAUUUUGUGUGGUACAUUAAAAUGUAGAAUUUGCC
Messenger RNA from Mobula hypostoma (lesser devil ray), 3350 nucleotides. RefSeq names its product DEAD (Asp-Glu-Ala-Asp) box polypeptide 28 (gene ddx28). The transcript has a single exon. Gene Ontology annotation, molecular function: RNA helicase activity; mRNA binding; ATP binding. Lineage: Eukaryota; Metazoa; Chordata; Chondrichthyes; Myliobatiformes; Myliobatidae. The record is from RefSeq and is a predicted model, not a curated record. Bases 101 to 1741 code for a protein of 546 amino acids.